Messenger RNA from Mesorhabditis belari, 876 nucleotides. NCBI's taxonomy places the organism in Eukaryota, Metazoa, Nematoda, Chromadorea, Rhabditida, Rhabditidae. The record is from the annotation of a GenBank genome assembly.
AUGGCAGUGGUGAAAACCGAAAUAAACGUGGACCCGUCGGAAGAGGUCUUUCGCAUCAUCGAGGAUCAGCAAGAUGGAAUCGAUAACGAUACUCUCAAUCAUCUCACUCCCAGUCUGUCAAUCCUGGAACGACAGCAUGCAAUCAACGCUUUGCUCGCUGAUCAACGACUAGAAAUCUUAAAACAGGGUGAACAAAUCAAAUUCCGGGUAAAGAAAGGAACACAACUUGCCGGCGUAUCUCAAGAAGAGCAAUUGAUUUACCAACUGGUCGAAGAGAGCGCCACAAAUGGUAUCUGGAUUCGAGAGCUUCGCGAAGGAUCGGGUCUUUCGCAGAUACAAUUGCGAAAGGUUUUGAAGCAAUUGGAGACACGGAAGUUGAUCAAAACGGUCAAGGCUGUUGGCACAACACGAAAAUGCUACAUGCUCUCUCAACUUGAGCCGAGCACUACGUUAACUGGAGGGACUUUUUAUUCAGAUCAACAAUUAGACACGGAGCUCAUUCAAACGAUGGUCACACUUUGCGUUGGUUUUUUGCAAGCGAGGAGACGAAAAGCAAUCGAAGAGGCCAAAAAUAGCAUCGAAAUGCAAAAAGAGCUCAGUCUCGUUCGACCCUCUGAGAUUUCUGCGUACAUUGUCGAGAAACGAGUUUUGAAGAUGGCUGUCAGCGAUGAGGACAUUGAUCGAGUACUUGAAGUUGCAAUUCUUGAUGGAUCAGUUGAAAGACGCCCUGAUGGAAGAUUGCGGGCUAUCGCAGAUGGAAUUCGUACUUCGGCCCUUGUUACGAUUCCGUGCGCAACUUGUCCGGUCAUUGACGAUUGCAAACCGGGUCACGUCAUAUCUCCUGCAACUUGCCAGUACAUGAAGGAUUGGAUAGGA